AUGGCGGACAGCACUCCUCCGCCUAGUAAGAAGCAGCGUCGCAAGGAGAAGAAGGCUCGAUGGCUCGCUGAGCGGAAAGCUUUGGAAAUGACUAGUGGCAAUGGAUCGAUCCAACGAAAACGUCGAAAUCGACGCCAAAAUCGCACAAGUGUAAGUGUACGACCGUCCCCCACCGUCCACUAUCAAGUGUGCACGUCCACUACAUGUGCCAAUCGACUGGCAGGCAGGAAUUGCAUCAUUCGAAGCAUAGCUCCUUAUCUACAUUGUUUUGAAGUGUUUGUUAAAGGUCGUUGGACUGGCUGUUCAGUAGGUAAAGUGUUAAUGAACGAAUUCCCGACACUAUCGAGUGCCUAUUGUGCUCGAGUGGUGCAAUUGGGACUUUUUCGAGUGAAUGGAAGCAGAACGAGUCUUGACUCGGUCCUUCAGAGUGGAGAUUUCUUACAACAUUUCAAGCAUCGACAUGAACCAAGUCUUCAUGUACCAGUACAAGAGUUCUACAAUGUGGCAAAGGAGGCACCAGUGUCCACGACAUGGAUACACUUUGAAACAAACGAGAUGAUUGUUGUGAAUAAACCUUCAGGUGUUCCUGUGCAUCCGACUGGAAGGUUUCAAUAUAAUUCAUUGACGCACAUACUGCAGCAUGAUCGACGUGAAAGUGCUGGAGAAAACGAGAUUGAGACACGAAAACUGUUUCCAGUGCAUCGACUGGAUCGAUUGACAUCAGGGCUGUUACUGCUUGCCAAGACGGCCGAGAAGGCACGUAGUCUUAGUGCCGAGUUGACGGCCAAUGCAUCAAUGGAAAAGCCUGCAAGUCGCGUAAUGCAAAAGUACUAUGUGGCAAGAGUAAAGGGUGAGUUUCCAGAUGAGAAAGAUGGGUUUGAAAUGCUGCGCUCGAAACUUGUAACGAUUAAAACGGCGAGGGAUAACUUCUGGCGUGUUACAGCUUCGAUCGGACUGAAGUCUCCACGUCAAGGACAUGUGCGGUGUGUGACCGAGGCUGUUGACUCAAAGCCUUGUGUGACUUUGAUGCGUCGCCGCGGAAAAGCUGGAAAAAAUGAAAGUAUUGUCGAGUGUCUGCUUGUAACGGGGCGAACGCACCAGAUCCGAGUGCAUCUGCAGCAUUUAGGCUUUCCUAUUGUGAAUGACCCACUUUAUGGCUCUGUGCCAAAGGAGAAUGUUACCAAGUCUACCGUAGUAGUGCAAGCAUCGACUGAAUCCAAUGAAGGUGGUGACACCACAGAGUCUUUUACAGACAAUGAAGUCCAUGAACAGCAUUGUAUCAAUGCAUGUGAUGUUUGCACUGCUGAAAAAGAAGGAAUCUCACUGAUCGAGGAAGAAGACACCGUCUUAUGCUUACAUUCGUAUCGAUACGAAUCACCGACUUGGUCGUUUCAAGUGCCAUUACCACUCUGGGCACAGGACGAAUCCAUCACAUGA
Molecule: messenger RNA, 1437 nt
Organism: Peronospora farinosa
Lineage: Eukaryota; Oomycota; Peronosporomycetes; Peronosporales; Peronosporaceae
Source: the annotation of a GenBank genome assembly